Molecule: messenger RNA, 2788 nt
Organism: Drosophila serrata
Lineage: Eukaryota; Metazoa; Arthropoda; Insecta; Diptera; Drosophilidae
Source: RefSeq, a predicted model, not a curated record
UUGCCCGAUCGAACGGACGCAAGUCGCUUGUCAAGACAUUACUAUAUAGUUUCGUAUAUUUUCACUCAAAUCAAGCUCCACUAUGGGUCUGUGGAAUUCUAAGAAGAAGAGUGAGGAGGAAGUGAAAGUGGAGGCUUCAGAGCCCGAAAAACAGCCAGAGGUGCCAGAGAUUGACCAGAGCCACUUGAUUCCCAAGUGGCUAAAUGAAACGCAAUUUGAGGAAUUACUUGCCGCGAACGUUGCGCAGUUCUCCAAGAUAGUGGGAUUCCGGAUGAAGCCAGCGAUGGCACCCGGAGAGAACUAUGCCACUCUUAUGCUGAGGAUCAGCAUCGAUGUGGAGCUCACGGAUAAAAGCACCAAGCUGGUCUCGUUUAUGAUGAAAAUUCCCCACGAUACUCAACAAAUGCAACAGAUGCUACAAAUGGCAAACUUCUUUGUCUCCGAGAACUUGGCCUACAUUGACGUUUUGCCAAAAAUGGAAGAGCUCUACAAGGCAAAGGGUCUGGACAUUAGAUUCGCUCCAAGAGCAUACAAGCUAGAUGCCGAAAAGGAACCGAAACUGGCCAACACCGUGCUGAUGAAUGAUCUCGGCCGGGAUGGAUAUAAGAACUUCAAUCGUCUUAACUGCCUGAACCUGGAACAAUCUAAGUUCGCUCUUAAGAAACUGGCUCAGUAUCAUGCAGCCGGCGCCAUGAUGGUUCAAGUGCAUGGUCCCUACCCCGAUGUCUUCGUCUAUGGAUCGAUGGGAACGAAUGUGGAUCUAAUAUUACAAUUUCUGGAGGGUAUGAUUGGAUCUUUUCGAACUGCAUUCCUGGCCAAUCUGAAGAACUUCAAGGACGGCGAAAGCUAUCGGGAGAAGCUUGAAAAAUCUCUCGGGGCACUAUCAACAGCUUUCAUACAGGUGGGCACAGUCGAUCCCGCGGAGUUCAAUGUGCUGAAUCAUGGCGAUUGCUGGAUGAACAAUCUCCUGUUUAAGGUCGGCUCUAAUGGCGAGUUGGAAGACAUGGUCUUUGUUGACUUCCAAAAUCCCAAAUACGGAGCGCCCACUAUGGACCUGCUUUACUUCAUCAUCACCUCGGUGAACAUCGACUACAAGUUGGAGUACUUUGACUACUUCGUCAGGCACUAUCACGAGCAACUGACCCAGCAUCUGGACCUUCUUGGUUAUACCGGGCGACAGCCUUCGUUGCGUGAGCUGCACAUUGGCGUGAUUAAGAACGGUGGCUGGGCGCUGUUCCCAUCUAUUGCCGUGUUGCCAGUGGUGCUUCUGGACUCCACAGAGGCAGCAACAUUCGAGAAUUUCAUGAGCGAGAACGAAGCAGGCACCAAUUUCAAGAACCUGCUGUACUCAAACAAGCGGUAUCAGCGCUAUAUUAAUCGGAUUCUUCCUUGGUUGAAUAAUCGGGGUUUCCUGGAAGUCAGCAAUGUUCCUAUGGCUAUCCCAACGGCAUCAGAGCCUCAAACGGCUCCGCAGCCUAUGUUGGAGUCUUCCCCAAAACCUGCCCAAACUGAAAAUCCGGACCAGAUCUUGGACUGGCUUAAUGUCAACGACUUCAAAGACAUUAUCUCUCAAGCUGAACCCGAUUUUGAGAAGAUUAUCAAAGGAACCUGGAAAUCAGCCACUAAGCCAGGGGAUAACUAUGCCUCCAGUCUCCUACAAGUCGACAUAGAAGCGCAGUUAAAGGACGGCAACAUCAAGACCUUCUCCUACAUCCUAAAGGUGCAAACAUCCAAUAACACGAUCAACUUCUCCGACUUUAACCUGUUCCCCAAGGAGAUCGAGAUGUAUGGUAAAUAUGUACCUGCCUUUGAGCAGCUCUACAAAGACGCCGGCUCACCGAUCACAUUCAGUGCCAAGUCCUUCCGGCUCAGCAAGGAGGUUAGCGCCGAAUAUCUGAUAAUGGCGAACCUGCAAACUGAGGGCUUCAAAAUGUGCGAUCGCAUGAAGGGCAUGGACAUGGAGCACAGCAAGUGCACUCUGAAGAAGCUAGCCCAAUGGCAUGCCGCCUCCCUGAAGUACAAGGAACUGAAUGGGCCGUACCCGCCGAAAUACGACAAUGGCAUCUUUACGGAGAAGACAGCGAAUGUGUUUAAGAGUAUGUUUAUCCAAACAAGGAGCGCAUUUUUGGCUGAAUUGGCUAAAUUUGACGGAGCCGAUGAGUACCUGCACAAAUUGCCACCCCUUAUGGACGCCCAUGUAGAUAAAAUCAUAGAAGAUGCCAAAAUCAACGAAGCAGAAUUUAAUGUGCUUAAUCAUGGCGAUGCCUGGCUCAACAACAUAAUGUUCCAAUACGACGCCGAUGGACGUGUCAAGGAGACCUUCCUGCUGGAUCACCAGGUCACAAAAUAUGGGAAUCCCGCCCAGGAUCUUUAUUAUUUCAUCAUGAGUUCCACGAAUCUGGAUAUCAAACUCGAUCAGUUUGACUAUUUAAUCCGUUGGUAUCACGAAAACUUGGAGACUCAUACCAAGCUACUGAAGUACAACGGCUUUGUACCAUCUCUUAAAGAAUUGCACGUCAUUCUGCUAGAGCAUCCCAUUUAUGCUGCUGGUACCGUGCUUAGCACCCUGACAAUUUGCCUGAACAAAGCCGAAGAGAAUUUUUCCACAGAUGCCUUUUUAAAGGAAGAUGCGGAAGGUGAAGCUAUCAGGGCAGCGCUUUUCAACAAUGAACGCUACAGGGCCCACGUUGAGCGCAUUAUGCCUUGGUUAAACAAACGAGGCCUUCUCGAUGGCUUUGGCGAUGAGACUACCAAAUAAAAUAUUAAGGUGACGUGAAGAUCACAAUAA